UGAUUUGUUAGUAUAUUUCAUUAUUCUUUUACUCUACCCUCUCAUUGCCAUAUUUUCUUGAUUUUCCGGCGACCCUUUUGCCGGAACACAACAUUUUCUUGCAAAGAUUACAUUUUUAUUACUUUUUGGUGGAUUUUUAACCAUUUUCUUGGUUUUCCUGCCACCCUUUUGUUUUCUCCGGGAACAACUCCGGCGAUAUUUACUUUUUUUUUUCCCAGUUGGGAUUUCUUAAAGUGCAAAAUUUGGGUGUAAAGACUUAAUCUUUGAGUUUGUUUGAGCUAAUAUGCAGUUAAAGAUUAGAUUUUUCCAUCUGGGUGUGGCUAAAUCAGAUCAUGGAAGUGUUAAACAUGCACGUACAUGUCAGAAUAGGUAAGUUUUUUAACUUUGGUUUGGUGUUCUUGAUAGUAUAUUUGGUGGGUGUAUGGUUUGCUAUGGGAGAUAAUACAGAUGAGAAAAGGAAAAGUAGAAUUGAGAUGGAAAAUCUUUCUAUGGAAACAAAUAGAUUUUCAAGGGAUUUGUUGCAGAGAUUCAUGGGGGGUGGUGGUAGUAGUAGUAGUAGUUCAGGAAAAUCUAGAGUUGAGGUUGUUGUUGCUGGAGGGAAGGAGGUGAAGGAGGAAGAAGAUGAAGGGGAAGUAGAGUUGAAUCUUGGUUUAUCAUUGGGAGGUAGAUUUGGUGUUGAUAAAUCUUCUAAUAGUAAUAAGUUGAUAAGGUCUUCUUCUGUAGCUUCUUGCUUGCCUAUAGUGAGAGAUGAUGAUACUCUUGCACCACCACCAGUGUCUUAUCCUACUUUAGUGAGAACUUCUUCUUUGCCUGUGGAGACUGAGGAAGAAUGGAGGAAGAGAAAGGAGUUGCAAACUUUGAGAAGAAUGGAAGCUAAGAGGAGGAGAUCAGAGAAACAGAGAAAUUUGAGGGGUGAUAAAGAAGGUGGAGGAGGAAGUACUGUUGUUGGUGGGGGAGGGAGUAUGGAAGAUGAAAAGAGGGAAAUUGAGAUGAAUUUAAGAGGUAGAUUAGAUAAAGAACAGUACUUGGCAUCUGCGAAAAGAUUUGGUUUAUCGGUAUCGCCAACGUUGGCUGCCGUUUCAAGGCAAGGUAGUUUAACAGGAGGUGGAAUAGAUUUGACAAUGGGGAAAGGUAAAGGAAGUUAUUCAGGAGGUAAAAUGCAAGGACAUGGGAAAUUGGGGUCACAAGGUUCUGUUGAAUCCCAAGGUGGUGGUAGUUCUUCAAGUAUGUCUGAAUUGGAAAGUAAACUUCCACAAGGGUCUGGCGAGCUAAGCCCGGCCAGUAUCCACUCAUUACAAGGAGGGGGGAGUCAAGAUAUUGGUUUGUCUGGGUCAAAAAUGAGAGAGACCGGAAGCAGAAUGUCAGGAGGUGAUAUGGACAGUCCAUCUAAGAAGCUCGAGGCAGCAAAAAGUCGGGCAAAGGAAACUGGAACAAACACAUCAGAAAAUAUGCCAUGCGUUUUCACGAAAGGAGAUGGUCCUAAUGGUAAAAGAGUAGACGGAAUAUUAUACAGGUACAGCAAAGGGGAGGAGGUAAGAAUUAUGUGCGUCUGUCAUGGAAAUUUUCACUCACCAGCCGAGUUUGUCAAGCACGCUGGAGGUACCGAUGUUGCUCACCCUCUCAAGCAUAUUGUCAUAAACCCCAAUGCUUCUCCCUUACUGUGAUUGAUACCACAGGGUUUUCGGUGGAAGAGGAUAUCACAGAGCACACCGUGCAAAGCAGUAACUUAUUCCAUUCCCAUUUUUGUUUCUUUGAUUCCUCUCUUUAAGAGAGAGAUAUAUGUAUCGACUUGUGCACAUCUUGGAGGGAUACUGGACUAAAGAAGAGUUCUGGAUGUACGUUUACGGAUUCUUUUUCGGAAAUUCAGAGGAAUGAAUUAAUCUUGAAUGAUAUCAUUUCCCUCCUUACUUUGGACCCUUUUGAUCCUUAAUAUGUUACUACAACAACAACAUACCUAGUGUAAUCCCACAUGUCGCAAACCUUACCUCUGCGGGGUAAGAGAGGCUGUUUCCAAUAAUCCUUUAUAUGUCAGCUUGCUAAGGACUGUACAUAUCUUGCAUUUAGUCAAAUCUUUAUCCAUCAUGAUUUCUGUGUAUUGGAAGUGUCUGAUGUGCUAUGCACUCAAGACAGUCAUUUAAUUUUAGAGGUUUUAUGUUCUGGGGACCA
Solanum verrucosum is the source of this 2166-nucleotide messenger RNA. RefSeq names its product ninja-family protein AFP3-like. Lineage: Eukaryota; Viridiplantae; Streptophyta; Magnoliopsida; Solanales; Solanaceae. Gene Ontology annotation, cellular component: nucleus. The transcript has 2 exons. The record is from RefSeq and is a predicted model, not a curated record. Gene Ontology annotation, biological process: response to abscisic acid; negative regulation of DNA-templated transcription; signal transduction. Bases 333 to 1664 code for a protein of 443 amino acids.